CGGACGUUCACUGGGGUGUAUGAUAUGAAGCUCGUCGCUAUCGAAUAAAUUCCGAGUAGUGUUUGUUGCGAAUUGUAUUAAGGAGGAAAAUCGUUGCAAGCCGUUCAGGUAACUGGAGCACCGAGGCAUUCGAGUCGGAGCAGAGGCGGGCCAGAUGCCAGAUGCAGACAACUAGCAUGCUUGCGUAUCACGUUCGCGUUUUGCAACGGCGAAACAACGGGAACAGGAACAUUUUAAACACAUUCGGCCAAUGAGGGGCGCCCUCUACGUCACGUGAUACACUUUUGUGGCUAUGGUAGUUUCUAGUUUUCGUAAGCCUACUUUGCUCUGUAUUAUAUUGUUUACAUUUGUUUCUAAGGUGUGGUUAGUUAUUGUUUUGCGUUUUUUCUUUUAAGCUUUCUCCGCCGUCCUUAAGUACUAGGACUAUGAUCUCGGUGUGAGCGUUAUAAACGAAAAUCGAAGUCUGCCAAGAUUUGCGAUUGGCCAGAAGAUGGCCUCCGAAGCAGAGGUGUCCCAUUCCCCCGUGCUGCGUACAGUGGAAGUGGAGAGGGACGGCACCUCAGCGACCGAUGAGCUAACGGGCCAGAGCCUAGCCCAGGUUGGCCGCUACAUGUACCUGAAGCAGGACAGGCGGGAGUCUCUGAGCAGCGUGAGCAGCGACUCUGGCGAUGUGUCCAAUGGGCGUGAGCACCUCUGUGACGUGGAGGAGGAGAAUGUUGUCAUCGUCCCAGAGUACAACACUCCCAUCAUCGGCUAUGAAGUCAUGGAAGAGAGAGCAAGGUUCACGGUCUUCAAAAUCAGGGUGGAGCAUGUCGAGAGUGGUCGCUACUGGUUCGUCUUCAGGAGGUACACAGACUUUGGACGCCUCAGCAAAAAGUUGAAGCCCCUGUUCCCGGGACUCCAGCUCUCAUUGCCCCCAAAGCGCUGGUUCGGGAACAACUUUGACCCCAUGUUCCUUGAGGACCGGCUCCUGGGGCUUCAGGCGUUUGUCAAGAACAUCAUGGGUCACAGGGACAUCAGCAAAAGCUCUCCAGUGCGAGAGUUCUUCUGCUUGGACGAUCCUCCAGAACCCCUGGACACCAUUGAGGAAAGCAGGGCCCUGUGUGAAAAUCUCGAGGAGAAAGUGUAUCGGCUGAGCCAGCAGCUUCAAGAACGGGACACGGAAAUCGAAGUGUUGCGGGCAGAGUUGGAGUCCCUGCGCCUGCAGCAGGGCGUCCUCGUCAAAGCUCUCAAGCUCGAGUGCUCACUAGCCAGCUGGGCCAAUGCGCAACUCUCGAGAGACAGGCCCCAGUAUUCCUCGUCACACGCCUUUGGUCUGCACACCCUGAACCUCACCCUCUCUUCCAUGGCCGAUGGGUCAAAGGAAGAAUCUCAGCCGUCGCAAGAAGCAACCGACAGUGAAGCGAAUGCAGGGGGCGAUGAUAUGCGGUGAUCUGAAUGGUCGGCUUAGUUAGAUUUUGAUGCCUAGCGUGCCAUCACAUGGCUAGUGUCUGUCACCGGAUGGUCCUUGACACGGGGGCUUUUGGUGGAUACUAGAGGCAAUCUGAGUUUCUUUGGCACUUGCUCCAAGGGAUGUAAAGAAGCAGGGUCUGCUGUCUUUUGUUUGAGAUAUUUUUUUCUGUUAUGAUCACAUUGGUGACUCGUUAACACUGACCUUGUUAGUUUCAAUAGGCAUUCCUUGACCGCUGUUGUGCUAGGUAUUUUACUCAAAGAUAACUAAAUACUAUAGGAGUGAUUUAAUUAAGACUUGGUUUCCUGCUCUCUGUUGAGCAGCCAAGGCAGUUUAUAUUAACGGUUGAGGAGGAAUUGUUAAGCAAUUAAUUCCAUAACAAAUGGGAUUGGAAAGUAACCAAGUGGCCACGAAGCGACUGUGAGGGUAUGAGGGUCUCUAGUGUGGAUACUAAGUAUAGGAUGUAGAUCUGCAAUAAGAUGUGUUGGCCUGACCUUGUUGCAUCAAGUAUGGCUCGCAUCAAAGGAAGACAUUUCAUCUGGGCUGGCCCGUGCUGUUCAAAAAAUUGAGCAGUGGUAACUCCAGAGGUGGAAUUGAAUUCUCAGCUUGUUUUAGUUGUGUAAGCCAUCCCUGUUAAACCUUUUGAAUGAUUCGGGUGGUGUUUUGAUAUGGAAUCCUCUAUCUUGCCUGAUGGGCUUCCAAGCAGAUGUGCCUAGUCCCAGCUAUAGUAUUUCUGUGAAUAUGUUUCGUAGCAGUUUCUGUUUUCUGCUGCGAGUUUGGCAGUGAGCCGCACAACAGAAAUCAUGAAUGGUUGCAAUUGCAUAUUGGUGCACUGGUUAAACUUACUCCACAUAAGUGCUGAACAUUUGUGAGCACUUACAAACAUUUCCAAAGACCAGUUAGCAUAAUCAGACCCAGUUAGUGUUAUGACUUCAAAGGUAGGCAAACAUAAUUAUAUUGAUGCUAGUAACAUAUUAUGUAUGUAUGAAGUAUGUUGUGAAUAACCCUGAAAAUAUUUAGCAUGACUACGAGGGUCUUGCAAAGAACUGUGCGCGGUGGUUCAUGUCACUGUUGCAGCCAUUUACCAUGGUCACCAGCAAGAAAUGGAGGUCAAAGCGCGUGGCUGUGUUUUGUCCUUUUGCCAUCUGUGUGUGGGAGAGGGAAUACUUUGGUUUUCUUGUUAGCACACUGCCUCGGUCAGCUUUAGGAGGCACCCUUUGUCACCAGAAUGCCUUGUCCUCGUAACUGAGAAUUCUAGUUUCCAAUGUUGUAGUACCUUUUAUUGCCACUAUUUGUAUAAGCCCUAAAAAGCCAUAUUUAAUAUUUAAUGUCUCGGUACAAAAGUACAGCCCCCCCCCCCCCCCCCAAAAAAAAAAAAAUAAAGAAAUCGACUUUUUUUUAUUGCAAAAAUAAACUGCAUCGCCGAACGCUCAUCCUUCAGCCAAAUGUAGCGCUAGCAGUUCAAACCAGAUACCAAAGUUUCAGCACUAUCUGUUAGUGUUCAAAAGUUGCAAGUUAUUUUCUCUUCAAAUUUCAAUAGGAAAUAUGAGCCCAUUUUCAGGUACACGCCAUAGAGCUCCAUGUAUUUGAGAGCUCUGUUGGCUGCCAUUUUCCCAUUGAACAUUUAAGAAAAUCACUUGCAACUUAUGAAUAAAAUAACGGCUAGUGCUGAAGCUGGGCAUCUGGUGUGGACCGUUAGCGCUACAUCUGGGCAGAGAAUGAGCGUUCGGCAAUGCAUAGUUUAUUUUUGCGAUAAAAAAAAAAUGUGUAAAUUUUUUGGGGGGUACAUUUUGUACUUGCAUUUUGCCCUGCUAGUGUAGGAGAGCGAUAUUUGCUGCCAGGGCAGCCUAGAUACCAAGUCUCAGAUUAUUUUUUUUUUUUAGCUGUCAAGGUACAAAAUACAACAGCUCAACACUUUUGUAUUCUGUCCUCUUUGAAGUGAGGAGCAGUAAUAAUUAGUGUGUUUUGAAAAAAAAUGCUAUAUAUUUUUCAUUUUUUUUUACAAAUUUCCCUGUUGCAGUCAGGUUUCUUCCCUUACGUGGAGUAUUGGUUGAUGCAAGCACCAGGUAUAGCAGAUAGGGUGAAACUUAUCUGCCACAAUCUGUGACAACUCCUUUCAACAGAAUAAAGAAGUGCAUGAGUUGUCUGAA
This is a messenger RNA of Ixodes scapularis (black-legged tick), 3600 nucleotides long. RefSeq names its product sorting nexin-16 (gene Snx16). Gene Ontology annotation, molecular function: phosphatidylinositol binding. The transcript has 8 exons. Gene Ontology annotation, biological process: early endosome to late endosome transport; endosome to lysosome transport; protein targeting to lysosome. Lineage: Eukaryota; Metazoa; Arthropoda; Arachnida; Ixodida; Ixodidae. The record is from RefSeq and is a predicted model, not a curated record. Bases 491 to 1432 code for a protein of 313 amino acids. Gene Ontology annotation, cellular component: extrinsic component of endosome membrane; early endosome; late endosome.